Messenger RNA from Cucurbita maxima (winter squash), 3638 nucleotides. RefSeq names its product probable LRR receptor-like serine/threonine-protein kinase At3g47570. Gene Ontology annotation, cellular component: plasma membrane. The record is from RefSeq and is a predicted model, not a curated record. Gene Ontology annotation, molecular function: ATP binding; protein binding; protein kinase activity. Gene Ontology annotation, biological process: hormone-mediated signaling pathway; protein phosphorylation. The transcript has 2 exons. NCBI's taxonomy places the organism in Eukaryota, Viridiplantae, Streptophyta, Magnoliopsida, Cucurbitales, Cucurbitaceae. The coding region runs from base 259 to 3396 and encodes 1045 amino acids.
CUUCAAUUAUCUUAUUUAGUCUGCAACCUAAUCCCUUUCUCUCGUCACAAAUUCAAAUUUUUGGGCUUGAAAUCAACGUGAUCGAUCCUCAAAGCCAUUGGUUCUUGUUUUCUGUUCUUGAUAAAUGGGGGAAACAGAACUUGACUUCCAAGGCAAGAAAAGGCCAAUCCCAGAAUUUUCAAACCAUCAGAUUGUUGCUACCUCUGCUAAAUUGCAAUCACUCUCUUGAACAUCACUCACAGAACCUUAAUCCUUAUUAUGGAGUGUGGAAGCAAUCCCCAAUUUGGGCUGUUUUUAAUGUCUGUUCUUCUACUCAGCCUUCCUUUACCCUCAGCAGCUCUUGGAGGAAACGACACAGACAUGCUUGCAUUGCUAUCUUUCAAAUUUGAGAUAUCUCUCGACCCACUUGGCCUGUUCAUCUCCUGGAAUGAGUCUGUCCAUUUCUGCAACUGGGUAGGCGUCAAAUGCAGCCCGCAGCAGAGGGUCACUGAGUUGAAUCUUCCCUCGUAUCGAUUCGUCGGUCAGGUAUCGCCUUCUAUAGGGAAUUUGAGCUUCCUUACGACCUUAAAUCUUAAUAACAAUAGCUUUGGAGGAAGAAUUCCACAAGAGAUAGGCAGUUUGAGCCGCCUGCAAGUAUUGGACUUUGAAAACAAUUACUUUGUAGGGGAGAUUCCCAUCGCCUUAUCAAACUGUUCAGAGCUUCAAUACAUUGGAUUGCUCAGCAAUAAUCUAACAGGCAUGCUGCCAAAGGAGCUUGGGUUGUUAACCAAGCUUGAAGUAUUUCGAUUGUCUGCCAAUGAACUGUUUGGUGAAAUGCCUGAAUCACUUGGAAAUCUGUCAUCUCUCAGGGGCUUCUGGGCUACUCUGAAUCACUUCCACGGCAGUAUUCCAAGGAGUUUUGGGCAGCUGAAGAAUUUGAGAGAUCUUGUUAUUGGGGCAAACAAGCUGACAGGUACUAUCCCUUCCUCAAUCUACAAUAUUUCAUCUAUGAGAAUCUUUUCACUCCCUGUGAACCAGCUUGAGGGUAGGCUUCCCAUAGAUUUAGGCUUCAUGUUCCCAAACCUUCAGGUUCUUAAAAUCCACACUAAUCAGUUCAGUGGAGCAAUUCCUGUUACACUAUCCAAUGCUUCAAAACUAGUGGAAUUUGUCAUCUCAAAAAACGUGUUUUCUGGAAAGGUGCCUAGUUUGUCAAGCACGACACAUCUAGAGGCUUUUGGAAUAGGUGAAAACAACCUUGGACAUGGGAAUGUUGAUGACUUGAAUUUCCUGUUUCCUCUUGUUAACUGCACCAAUUUGAGCUCUGUAGUCAUCAGCGACAACAAUUUCGGUGGCGUGCUACCGGAGUUCAUAAGCAACUUCUCUACAAAGCUCAGGAUUAUAGGAUUUGGUAGGAAUCAUAUUCAUGGAACCAUUCCUACUGAGAUUGGCAAUCUCGUCCAAUUGGUGGCAUUAGGACUGGAAACAAACCAGUUGACUGGUUCUAUACCAAGCUCAAUGGGCAAGCUGAAAAAACUAAAUGAUUUCUAUUUAAAUGGAAACCAGCUCUCAGGGACAAUCCCCCACUCUCUUGGAAACUUGUCUGAACUUGGUAGAUGCAAUUUGAGGUUAAACAACUUAACUGGAGCCAUACCAUCAAGUCUAGGAAGAAACCAAAAAUUGCUAUCUCUGGCUCUGUCUCAGAACCAUCUAACUGGUACAAUACCAAAAGAAUUGUUGAGUAUUUCAUCUUUAUCAAUUGCUUUGGAUCUGUCUGAUAAUCAUUUGACUGGUUCCAUUCCAUUGGAAGUGGGCAAGUUGGUUAACCUCGGCUAUUUGCAUAUGUCUGCCAACAUGUUAACUGGAGCUAUUCCCUCUACUCUCAGUGCUUGCACAAGCUUAGAAGAUUUACAUUUGGAUGGGAAUUUCCUUGAGGGCCCUAUACCUCAGUCUUUGAGUUCUUUAAGAGGUAUUGAAGAACUCGACCUGUCUCGCAACAAUUUGACUGGCAUAAUUCCAUCUUAUUUGCAGGAGUUUGAAUUUCUGAGGUAUUUGAAUUUAUCUUUCAACAAUUUGGAAGGUGAAGUUCCCACUCAAGGAGUGUUCAAAAAUGCUACCGCAUUUUCAGUUCUUGGAAAUAAGCAGCUUUGCAAUGGUAUACAUGAAUUGAAUCUACCAAGAUGCAGUUUGGAUAAUACCAGAAAGAAGAACUUGAGUACCACAUUGAAAGUUAUUAUCUCAGUUGCUGGUGGAUUGGUGGGAAGCCUUCUGGUCAUCUGUUCUCUGUUCUUCCUGUGGCCAAGGAAGAAAAGAAAUAAGGCGGAUUUAAGUCCAUCACUGAGAGUUUCUUAUUUUGUUAUAUCUUAUAAUGAUCUUCUUAAGGCCACUGAUGAAUUUUCUCCCAACAAUCUAAUUGGAGUUGGUGGUUAUGGGUCUGUCUAUAAAGGAAUUCUCAGUCAAGAUGGAAGCGUUGUUGCUGUUAAAGUGUUCAACCUUCAACAUAGGGGAGCUUCAAAGAGUUUUCUGGUAGAAUGUGAAGCACUUAAAAACAUUAGACAUCGCAAUCUUGUCCAAAUUCGAUCUGCUUGCUCGGGAGUCGAUUUUCAAGGGAAUGAUUUUAUGGCAUUGGUUUUUGAUUUCAUGGUUAAUAGGAGCCUAGAGAAUUGGCUGCAUCCAGUUGAUAUUUUAGACCAGGAAGGAGAGCAGAGGUAUUUGAAUAUCAUGCAAAGGCUAGAUAUUGCCAUUGAUGUGGCUAGUGCUCUGGAUUAUCUGCAUAAUGGCAGCCCCAUGCCAAUAGCUCACUGUGACUUAAAGCCUAGUAAUAUUCUUUUGGAUGCUAACAUGACUGCUCACGUUGGAGAUUUUGGAUUGGCAAAGUUUAUGGCUGGAGCUUCCUCCCAGAACAGAUCAACCGAAACCGAAUCCAUUGGUUUUCGAGGCACUAUUGGAUAUGCUCCUCCAGAGUAUGCCAUGGGAAGCGAGGUUUCGACAUAUGGCGAUGUGUACAGUUAUGGCAUCCUAUUGUUGGAGAUGUUCACUGGAAAGAGGCCAACUGAUGAUAUAUUCAAUGAUGGCUUAACCUUGAACAGCUAUGUUCUUACAGCCUUGCCUGAAAGGGUGGAACAAAUAGCAGACCAAACAAUGGGCCUCCAAGAACUUAAGAACAACCAUGUUCUUGAGGCUUCACCCGACCGGGUAGAGCAAAUAGCAGAGCCAACAUUGAGCCUUCAAGAACUGGAGGGAACAGAAAACAAAGAUCUUAUGUUUCAGGCUAAUCAAUGUCUCAGAACCAAAGAGUGCUUGUUUUCCAUUUUCAACAUAGGAGUUGUAUGUUCUUCCCAAAUGCCUACUCAGAGAAUGAAUAUCCGUGAUGCUGUUGCUCAACUAUGCCUUGCAAGAGAAAACUUUAGGGGUUUUUAGCAUAGGACCUCGGCACAGAUGAGCAAGCUAUCAAGCCUCACUGCACUAGUUUCUGCAAAACCAUGUUCUGAGAUUGUAUUUUGCUAGGAAGAUGGAAAGUUAUGCAGAAACAUAAAACCCUUUUGCAAUUUUGUUCUGAAGUUGAUCACACCAGUUGUAACAAACCAAGGUCACCGCUAGUAGAUAUUGUCUACUUUAGUCCGUUACGUAUCGUUGUCAGCCUCACGGUUUUAAAACGCGUC